Messenger RNA from Pseudogymnoascus verrucosus, 1072 nucleotides. RefSeq lists its product as uncharacterized. Gene Ontology annotation, cellular component: mitochondrial inner membrane; mitochondrion. The coding region runs from base 29 to 898 and encodes 289 amino acids. Lineage: Eukaryota; Fungi; Ascomycota; Leotiomycetes; Thelebolales; Thelebolaceae. Gene Ontology annotation, biological process: protein insertion into mitochondrial inner membrane from matrix. The record is from RefSeq and is a predicted model, not a curated record. The transcript has 2 exons.
CAAAAAGUUCUGGGCCUCCUUCAAGGUUAUGGGACGCAGCUUGCGCCAUUCCUUCGACAGAAUCGCAAACAUGGCGCAUUUAAUACGGCGUCCAGCACUGGGUUUAGCUCUCCGGUCGCCUUUCUUACAGACUCGAUCCUUUAGUCAUGGUCUCCCUCGCUGUGCCUUCAACAGCAGACAGCAGCCACAGCAGCCUAGGAUCCCAUCGGAGCGUAGUGUACGCAUUGCCGCCAAAGAGAUGAGCCAAAUGACGUCCGAUUUUGGCUUGCUACCAGACACCAUCGUCGCCCCGUCGAGUGCCAACCGUCCCUCCCUGCUCGCGUCCCCAAACGCCCUCGCCAAGUUACAAUGGGCACGAUUGAAGCGCAAAGCCGCCGAUCUUAUGAUAAUGACCAUAUAUCGAUGGUCCCACCGGAAGCAUGGCCUCAAAAUCCAUUUUCGGAAAACCGCACCAACGGCUGUAGCGCUACACCAGCAGAUGUAUACUGCCUUCGCCGAUGGCAACAUUGAGCUACUAAAGAAGAUAACCUGUGAAGGCCUCUAUGAAUCUUUCGCAUCGCGCAUCCACACGCGACCUCGCGGCGAGCGGUGGAAGUGGGAAGUGAUAAAGUACACGAGCAAGCCACGAGUAAUGAGUAAUCGCGCUGCGACGCUGCCAGUUGAUGAUGCUGGGGUUCGCCAGGCCGUCGUGCGUAUCUGCAGCAGGCAGAGGCUAAGUAGGUAUAAAGCGGAUGGGAGCCUGGUGGCGGGUACGGGCGAGGAGAGGGACGUAAUGGAAUAUGUGGUAAUUCAGAGAAUGCUGUGGGAGGGGAAAGAGAAUGACUGGAUGGUUUGGGGAACGACAGAGGAAACCACCUUGGAAGCCAUCGAGGAAGCUAAAAGAAAAGCACUGGAGUGAAGACGUGAAAGAUAAGGAAGGGCAAGUUUUGUACGAUAUUAACAUGCCAGCGUCAUUGCAUAAGUGCCAUGUAUAGAAACAAAGUGUAGAAUACUUCGAUCAGAACUAAAUAGAAGAAAACUCCCAAGACUAAUAACAUGUCGCGGUUGCCUCGUUAAUCAUGAAAAAAUCCAC